AUGCCUCCUGGUUCGAUUAUCAAUCAAGCAGCUUGGGAUUUAUUUAAUUACAAUCGCACGGGUAUUUUAGCUUCCAGCAGUUCUCGCACAAACGUUUUUAUUCGUACAAAAUUUCAGCCAGUUAAUGAUUCUCGUCCUGAUAUUCAAGUCAUUAUCGGAACACCGAAUGGUACCAGUUUAUGGGCUUUAGCCUAUUUACUCCAACCGAAUUCACGUGGUCGUGUCAUUUUGGCAUCACGUGAUCCGACUGAUGCGCCCAUUGUUCAAAUGAACUAUUUCUCCGAUCCUGCCUCACAUGAUGUCAAUACUCUUAUGGAAGGUAUCCGUCGUGUUAAUCAAAUUUUUAGUACUGCCCCCAUGCAUAACUCUGGCUUCCAUAGUUUUUCUAAUCUUUCAGACGAUAUUGAAUUUAAGAAUUAUCUCUAUGGAAAUAAAUCUUCCACAGCUAACUCUAACUCUGGAGAUCACUUCACUGGAACUUGUAAGAUGGGCAUUGAUUCAAUGGCUGUUGUUGAUCCACGUCUUCGUGUUCGUGGUAUUGUCGGAUUACGUGUGAUCGAUGCUUCAAUCAUGCCAUUCAUUACUUCAGGAAACACUCAAGCUCCAGUAUAUAUGAUUGGAGAAAAAGGUGCACAAAUGAUUCUUGAUGAUAAUAAUAGUACUGGCACUUCUGCAGCAUCAUCGCUCCACCGUUCCUACAAUUUCAGUAUUGUUAUCAUAUUCUAUCUUGUCUUUUAUAUUUCGACCUUGAUAAAACAACACUAA
Messenger RNA from Rotaria sordida, 765 nucleotides. The record is from the annotation of a GenBank genome assembly. Lineage: Eukaryota; Metazoa; Rotifera; Eurotatoria; Philodinida; Philodinidae.